CUAGUCGCCGGGCUCACAGGGACCCCCGAGUACGCGUGUCCCGCUCCGUGCAGCGCAGCCCAGCGCCGCGAAGAGGCCCCAGGCUCGCGCCUCGCGCGCCCCCGCCUCGCGCGCUCCUUCUCCAGCCGCGCGCGCGCGCGUGCACACAUACACACGCUAGCUCUCCGGGCAUGCGCAGUGGGCGGCGCCGCUCCAGGCCGCCUCUUGCCGCCGCCGCGAGUAGGAAGCGCGAGCGCCGGGCGCCGGGCUGUCAGUGAGCGUGGGGCCAGCCAGCGAGCGAGCGAGCCGGAGAGAGCCAGAGAGAGCGCCUCCGCUCCCAGCUCCGAGCAGCGCAGCGCCGGCCCGGCUCUCCCCGGCCACCGCCGCCACCACCGCACCUCUGCACCGCCACCUCGGCCGCCGCCCCCGCCCACCCCGGCCCUCCCCGGCUGCUGCUCUCCGGCGGAGGCAAGAGGUGGUUGGGGGGGACCAUGGCUGACGUUUACCCGGCCAACGACUCCACGGCGUCUCAGGACGUGGCCAACCGCUUCGCCCGCAAAGGGGCGCUGAGGCAGAAGAACGUGCACGAGGUGAAGGACCACAAAUUCAUCGCCCGCUUCUUCAAGCAACCCACCUUCUGCAGCCACUGCACCGACUUCAUCUGGGGGUUUGGGAAACAAGGCUUCCAGUGCCAAGUUUGCUGUUUUGUGGUUCACAAGAGGUGCCAUGAGUUUGUCACUUUCUCUUGUCCGGGUGCAGACAAGGGGCCCGACACUGAUGACCCCAGGAGCAAGCACAAGUUCAAAAUCCACACUUAUGGAAGCCCGACCUUCUGUGACCACUGCGGGUCCCUGCUGUACGGACUUAUCCACCAAGGCAUGAAAUGUGACACCUGCGACAUGAAUGUUCACAAGCAGUGCGUGAUCAACGUCCCUAGCCUCUGUGGAAUGGAUCAUACAGAAAAGAGGGGGAGGAUUUAUCUGAAGGCCGAGGUCACUGAUGAGAAGCUCCAUGUCACAGUACGAGAUGCAAAAAAUCUAAUCCCUAUGGAUCCCAAUGGGCUUUCAGAUCCGUAUGUGAAGCUGAAACUUAUUCCUGACCCCAAGAAUGAAAGCAAACAGAAAACCAAAACCAUCCGCUCCACACUAAACCCUCAAUGGAAUGAGUCCUUCACCUUCAAACUAAAACCUUCAGACAAAGACCGACGACUGUCUGUAGAAAUCUGGGACUGGGAUCGAACGACCCGGAAUGACUUCAUGGGUUCCCUUUCCUUUGGUGUCUCAGAGCUGAUGAAGAUGCCAGCCAGUGGAUGGUACAAGUUGCUCAACCAAGAAGAGGGUGAAUACUACAACGUGCCCAUCCCAGAAGGGGAUGAAGAAGGCAAUGUGGAACUCAGGCAGAAGUUUGAGAAAGCCAAGCUCGGCCCUGCUGGUAACAAAGUCAUCAGCCCUUCAGAAGACAGGAAGCAACCGUCCAACAACCUUGACAGAGUGAAGCUCACAGACUUCAAUUUCCUCAUGGUGCUGGGGAAGGGGAGUUUUGGGAAGGUGAUGCUCGCUGACAGGAAGGGAACAGAGGAACUGUAUGCCAUCAAAAUCCUGAAGAAGGACGUGGUGAUCCAGGACGAUGACGUGGAGUGCACCAUGGUGGAAAAGCGGGUUCUGGCCCUGCUAGACAAGCCCCCGUUCCUGACACAGCUGCACUCCUGUUUCCAGACUGUGGACCGGCUGUACUUCGUCAUGGAAUACGUCAACGGUGGGGACCUCAUGUACCACAUUCAGCAAGUAGGGAAAUUUAAGGAACCACAAGCAGUAUUCUAUGCAGCGGAGAUCUCCAUUGGACUGUUCUUCCUUCACAAAAGAGGAAUCAUUUACAGGGAUCUGAAGCUGGACAAUGUCAUGCUGGAUUCAGAAGGACAUAUCAAGAUCGCUGAUUUUGGCAUGUGCAAGGAGCACAUGAUGGAUGGAGUCACGACUAGGACCUUCUGUGGGACUCCUGAUUACAUUGCCCCAGAGAUAAUUGCUUACCAACCAUAUGGAAAAUCUGUGGACUGGUGGGCGUACGGUGUGCUGCUGUAUGAGAUGCUCGCCGGGCAGCCUCCGUUUGAUGGUGAAGAUGAGGACGAACUGUUUCAGUCUAUAAUGGAGCACAACGUGUCCUACCCCAAAUCCUUGUCCAAGGAGGCUGUCUCCAUCUGCAAAGGACUUAUGACCAAACACCCUGCCAAGCGGCUGGGCUGCGGGCCCGAGGGAGAGAGGGAUGUCAGAGAGCAUGCCUUCUUCAGGAGAAUCGACUGGGAAAAACUGGAGAACCGGGAGAUCCAGCCACCAUUCAAGCCCAAAGUGUGUGGCAAAGGAGCCGAAAACUUUGACAAGUUCUUUACGCGAGGACAGCCUGUCUUAACACCACCAGAUCAGCUGGUCAUCGCUAACAUAGACCAGUCUGAUUUUGAAGGGUUCUCAUAUGUCAACCCCCAGUUUGUGCACCCAAUCUUGCAAAGUGCAGUAUGAAAUCUGAAAAUGAGAGAUCAAAUGCCUCCCCAGCCCCCAGCCUCCCCAGCAGUGGGAAAUGAUCCUUAACCUAAAAUUUUAAGGCUAUGGCCUUGUAUUUUGUUCCACACAGAGACCUGAAAAUUCUAAGGACAUUAGUCCAUAAGUGAUCAACUUUUCAGGUUCUCUCUCUCUCUCUCUCUCUCUCUCUCUCUCUCUCUCUCUCUCUCUCUCUCUCCCUCCCUCCCUCCCUCUUCUCUUUUACAAUGAAGAACAUUAUCUUAGUGGAUGAUGACAUAAUGUACAGAGUCCAGCUUAAUUAUGUAGAAGCACAUCUGACUCUAAGUUAAUUCUUCCUGGAAAACAAAGAGAUUUGUACCCCCUCCCCUUUUUGGUACGAUUUGAUAUAUUCUCCAUACCCUCCAUCUUUGGAUUUUCAUCAUGAGGAUCCCUCAACCAGAGAUAGUAAAGUGAACCUGCUCCAGCUCAAGCACUGGAAACAUCUCCACCCAAGGUGUCUUUGGAAUGAAAGAACAGGAAGCCCAAAGAGUAAGCAAUGAGAGGUUGGGGGGUAGUAGUGUCUUCAAGACCCCAUUGCUUCUAUUCUCUGCUUCAAUAGAAACAGUCCCUAGAAUCUGAGAGGGCAGGAUGGACCUAAUCACCGUUCCCAAAUGUCAUAGCACAUCCAUAGUGCAGCAAUGUGACAAUGAAAGAAAACUUUAGACGAAUAUUCACUGAAUCUAUCAUCUGUGUUGCCCUACUUGGUUGAUAACUAUCUUAAUAACUCAUUCUUUUUAAGAGGCCAAAUCAUGUAAGGACAUUGCUAAACAAGCAUGUGAAAUCAUUUCAGAUCAAGGAUAAACCAUGUGUAUGUUCAUUUUAAUCUCUGGGAAAUGAUUCUUCAGUCCAGGGUGCCAUCAGUAAUCAUGCCACUAUUCACGAGUGUUGUUAGCCAACCCCACACACAUGAUAAUAUUUGCUACCUUUGUGGGUACCUUCCUAAGAAGCUGAUGUGUAUGCCCCUAUCCCUUUUUGUACUAUUUAUUUAAUAAGCUGCGGUGUCGUUUAUGAAAGUACAAUGUAUAGUAAUUUAAUCAAAGUGUUGACUAGCAUCAGUCCCUAUUGAUUGGUUUUCCUCCUCUUCUCUAGCCCUACCAUCCACUUAGAGAUGAAAAACAGUAUAGUUUGCGCUCCCAUUUCCAGUUCCUAUCGAAUGACACACCUGGAGCUGUAGGAUCAAGAUACUUUAUGCUUAUAUCAGCUCAAAGAUGUUUUCUUUCUAGAAGGAUUUUAAUAUGUUUUGCGAGUGCAUCAUGCAAUGGAUUUUGCAUGUUUAUAACAAACCUUAAUAACAAGUUAAUCUAUAUUAUUGAUAUAAUUAUAUCAAGUAUAAAGAGUAUUAUGAUAAUUUUUAUAAGACACAAUUGUGCUAUAUUUGUGAAGGCUCAUGUUUCCAGUCUGCUUUACAUGUUAGCUUUAUUCAUUGCUGCUGUGCUCUCUCUUACCCGCAACCCCACACACUGGCACUCUAUAAGAUAUAUUAAUUUUUUAAUGUAGAUGUAAUUUUAAAAAUGAAUGGCUACUUUACACAUUUAACUAGGCUUUUACUAUAUAUGUGUAUAUAUGUGUAUAUAUAUAUUUGAUUCUACCUGCAAACCCUGGUUUUGUUUGUGGGAAUUAUUUUUGAGAUGAGACUCUGUUAACUUCAUGUCCUCCUCUGUCUGGGUUCCUCCACCACUCCUCCUCUUGGGGAUAGCUGGAAGCAUCUAAUUCCAGUAUGUCUGAUAUGUUCAUGUAUGUGUGGCAUUGUUACAGCACCUGGGCUGAACUCCGUGUGUGUGUGUGUGUGUGUGUGUGUGUGUGUGUGUGUGUGUGUCUGUGUGUGUCUGUCUGUAUGUGUGUGUGUGUGUCUGUCUGUGUGUGUGUGUCUUUGUCUGUGUUUCUGUCUGUCUGUCUUAUUCUUUUCAGCCUAUGUCUUUUGGAGACUCUAGGGGUAAAAAGGUGGGAGGAUUACUUCCCGUAUGUUCAUAUAGACACACCAGAAGUAUGUAGUCUGUCUUCUUGUCCUAGAAUGACUCAGUGUGUACUCCAGAACACACAAACUCCAUAAGACAAACUUUAUCCCCAUGCCUACAUACAAUCACCCCUGAAGCUGUCACCAACAGACUCUUCUCAGAGGCACACACUGUCUUAAAGCUGUUGCUAGAACAUUCCGGUCUUUGAAGAGCACAUCUUUGGUCAAACACCUUCCCAGUCCAUGGUGUUUAGAAGAAGCAGGCUUUUGCAGCAUUAAGAACAGGUGGAAAUGGAAGUUCCACCUGUCCUUAUAGAAGGCAUCUCUCCCCAGAGCGUCUCCCAGCUCUCUUUGUUAUUCUCCACCUGUCUGCCUGACAGUCACAUAAUGUGCAAACCACCAAGAGUGUUUGAGAUAAGGAACAUAGGCUGUUCUGAAAACCCCUAUCAGAAGGAGAUAUGGAGCCAGGAAUGGGCCAACCCAGAAGAGAGCAGUUUCUUCUGCAAUUUUUCAUGAAUUCCAGACUUCAGAACUCAAAAAGGGUCUCAAGUAUGGCUCUUAGAAGUUCAACUCAUCAUCUUGGUGGCCAGCCUUAUCAAAAACACUAUACUUGGUCCAACGGUAAAGAAACUGGUGUAUGAGCCUUGGAAAUGAAAGGAUUGUUCUUUACCAAGGGAACCUCUCAAGGUGCGGGAAGCCACAGAGAAGAAACACAAGGGUCGUAGACAAUCCGUCCCAAGGUGCCAAGCUGCCUGCUUGCUUUAAGCAAGUAGCAGGCUUGAGUUUUCCCUUAAAUAGCCAGCAUCCAGCUCCAAGUGAUUCAACUUCCCUAGAAAACACGUGCAAUCCCUUGAGUGGCUUGUAUGCUUAGAGAAUAUGAAACAACAUUCUCAAAAGGGAGAGAAAAAAACAGAAAACAUGACAUAGCCACAGAGCCAGCAUUUGCCUAAGGAACACAACACACUGGAGAAGAAACCUAGGAGAAAUGAUAACAAUUUAAGGAUGUAUUCAUGAUGCAGCCUAUUUUAUACACUGCUGAGUGUUAAAUUUAGAUUAAAGGCUAAUACUUUAAAGAUCUGGGCAGCCUGAGACAGUUAUUGCUGCAAAACUAACUCAUGUGUAUAGCCAUUAACAGCUCUUAGGCAGGAUCAACUGAUAAAAUUCUACACCAUUGUCCCACUUCACAGGCCCUGUGUGAAAUGGGGCUCCAGGAAAAAGACUGCUGUUUGAACUGAAGCAACCACUGUGGCAGCUGGAAUCAGGAGAGUGCCUUGAAGGGUUUAGUCCCUGGGGGAGCUCUUUAGGAAGCACCUGGUCUCAGUCGGACUCUGCCUGCAGUGAUAGGUCCUGUGGACAGAACCUAGCACAAUAUGAGUCUCCACAGGACCCAUCUGGCUGUGACCCAGAAAAUCCACUGAAAUUACUUUGUAUUAUAUUCCCCUGGAAGCUGCCAUUGCUCAGUGGCAGCUCUUCCCUCUUCCACCACAGGCCAGUGGGGCUAGCUCUGCUUUUGGCAUGGCAUCUAAAGUUCCCCAGUUGAAUGGAAGACGCUGGAGUAUGCUGCCAGGUACAGCCCUGGCAGUUAAUGGGAGGCCCACCUCCAGGCAGGAGCUAAUUCAGGAAGUAAAUGAGAAGCCCCAGGAACUAAAAUGACUGCCCUUCACCACAUCACCCUCUGAUCUCUGUGGCCUGGCUUGAGCCUUUUCUUUAAUUGGCCUUUUUAUUAGUAAUUUGAGAAAUUCGGGAGGCCAAGAGUUUUCUGAAAGCUCGGCCUGCGAUGGUCACAUGAAAGAUCACCGGAGGCCAGUUUUAACCCUCAAGUGUUGUCGCUCAUUUGCUACUGUUCUUAGCAGCAUGUGGUGGCUUGUCAAGCCCAAAAGAACCACCCAUUGAUGUGUCCCAAAGAGGAGGAGGCUGAGGUCAACACCAUCAGGGAAGAGCAGGGUUUGAGUUCACCCAGAAAGACAGGGAAGGUGGGGGAGAGGCUGUGGUACCUGCCUGGGCUUUCCACUGGGGGUCAUUGUUGCAAAUGGAAGUUACCCUUUGUUGGUCCUGAAAUGUGUGAUUUUGUCAAGGAUACAGUCUGUUCCUUCUCAGACCCUCCCAUCUGUAAGAAGUCCUUUGCCCUGGGUGGAGUCAGGCCAGCCAGCAGACCCUGGAAGGAAGCCACUCAGCUCCGCCUCUUUUUCUCUUAUAAUUUCGGCAGCUGAGACUAGGUGCACAAGUUGGAAAAACAAACAAACAAAAAACAACCAACAGUGUCCUGCCAGCUUCUGCUUAGCAGAAAAAAUAGGAAGGCUUUGUGCAUGGCUUUCUUUUCUCAAAAUAGAAGAGAGGGGAAACUGAGGGUCAUGUGCUUUUAAAUGCCUCAGCAAGGCAACACCACCUGACAGUCCGUGUCUCACCUUUCCUGUGUGUCACACUGUUUCCUAUUUGUUUACAGCCCCAGAAGGGAAGGGGUGCCUGCCCCUGCCCCACGACUGAGCACACCAAACAGGCAUGCUCAGGAGAUGCAUGCUGAGCCAGGGACCUGAAAGGAUGCUGACCAUGAGAGGUUCAGGACAAUGGUUAGCACUGGCUUUCCUAACACUAGCUUGACACAAUGUUAGGAAACAGGUUUGGAAAAUGGUUUUCCUUGAACUGCUGCUAACAAAAUAUGCUGGAACAGUCAAGACUGCUGGCAUGUCUUAUGUGGGCCAGUGCAGCAAAUGUAGAGAAAGACGUUUCUUUCUGCUGUUAGAAUAGUCCAGAAAAUCGGGAAAGGGUGCUUGAGACAUGCACAGAUGCAGUGUUCUAGAAAUGGUGUCCACAGCUGUCCUGGUGAUAGGUCAGCAUCAGGACUCAAUGGCUAAAAGGAUGUACGGCUCAGCUUUCUGUGCCCCUCAUUCAUGUGGUCAGGUGUGAGUUAAUAAACACACUGAACACACUUAAGUCAUUCAACAGCCUUACUGUGACCCUCCCCAGAAGCCCACAAGUUCCAAAGACUUUUUUUUUAAACCCAAAACAAGAAAUUAACUUAUUAACUCCAGUAGAAGACCUGAAUAUCCUGGGCUAUUUGUACUUUUUUAUAGAAAACUUUAAUAACUCAAUUCUUUUCAAAUGAGUUUUUUAAAAUAAAACUAAUAAAAAUUUCAUAAAAUUCCAAUUCCAUGGAGCCUAUAGGAGGAUUUAAUCCGAGUUGGAUAGAGCACCCUUGACCUGCAAUCCCACUGCAGGAUUUUCCCACACCAGUAAAAUCUGAAGCCCACAUAUCAUUAAACUGUAGGGAAGGUGGCUUCAUAGGCCCCCUUCCUGAUGCAGCCCUGGGAGAGCAUUCUUGGGGAUCUCGAGGACCCCCUCCUCUUGCUCUCUAAGAGUCUGUGAACAAGGGGGUGCUUCUUCAACUCUGUCUCCAGUUGCUUCUGGUCCCUCGGUCUCUCACAUUUGGUAAAGAUUGAGAGAUGCCCUCUAAGGAUUUUGCCCACUGGGCAAUGCAAAGCUUCUAUCCCAGGAAGUAAGAGCAGCAUCGAGUGUGCCUAAGGCAUCCGCUUCCAUGUCCCUGUGUACGAGUAGACAGAACCCUACUUUUCAGAAACUAGCUCUUGUCCCACUUUGUAAGAACCCCCUUUUCUAAAAUACGACAAAAGGCGGCUUUGCACUUUCUGAUUAAACAGCUGUGUCUUUUGUCUCCCGCUUCAUUUAAAGACUAUUCUGUGAUCAAUGUUUGUAGAUUUUUGUUAAUAUUUUGCCUGGAAAAAAUGUGACUCUCUCUUUGGGAGGUUUGGUAGACUAUUGAAAAUUAUACAUGAAGGUGGCUACUAUUUUGAGCCUAAGUGUUUUCUAAGAAUUGGCCUCCUGUCCUGACUAUGAAGGUUUUUUGAGAUUAUCUUUUAUAGGCGAUCAGAAGCAUUGGAAGUUGCGUUUCCUGCAUGGUUUCUGUUUUGUUUUAUGAAGGACGCGCCAUGUUUAAAUCUCUCAUUGAAAAACACCAUGCAAAACCCCAAAUUGGUUUGGAGGAAGGAGUGAAGGCCGAGGUUUUCUGCCUGAAUAGGCCACCGUUACUGAUGAGCCGGAGGGGCUGCUCACUUGGUCAGCUAGCAGGGGAGAAGGAUAUGUAAAUUACUGCAUAGCUUUCUUGGAUUUGUGUAACCUCUAAUCUUUGUUUGCAUGAUUCGCUUUGUUAGAUGCAUUCAUUGUAGUUCGGAAGCAAGUGUGUAUGAAUAAAGAUACUGAUCACUGCUGA
Molecule: messenger RNA, 8704 nt
Organism: Peromyscus maniculatus bairdii (prairie deer mouse)
Lineage: Eukaryota; Metazoa; Chordata; Mammalia; Rodentia; Cricetidae
Gene: Prkca
Product: protein kinase C alpha
Biological process (GO): protein phosphorylation
Molecular function (GO): diacylglycerol-dependent serine/threonine kinase activity; zinc ion binding; ATP binding
Source: RefSeq, a predicted model, not a curated record